Messenger RNA from Saccharomyces eubayanus, 1008 nucleotides. RefSeq names its product histidinol-phosphatase (gene HIS2). Lineage: Eukaryota; Fungi; Ascomycota; Saccharomycetes; Saccharomycetales; Saccharomycetaceae. The record is from RefSeq and is a predicted model, not a curated record. Bases 1 to 1008 code for a protein of 335 amino acids. The transcript has a single exon. Gene Ontology annotation, biological process: L-histidine biosynthetic process. Gene Ontology annotation, molecular function: histidinol-phosphatase activity. Gene Ontology annotation, cellular component: cytoplasm.
AUGCAUUCACACCAUUCCCAUUCCGGUGACUACUGUGCCCAUGGCGCAGACCCUCUGAAUUCCAUGAUUGACCGAGUGGUCCAAUUGGGCUUCCACACAUACUGCCUCACAGAGCACAUUCCAAGACUUGAGUCCAAGUUCAUAUACCCGGAAGAGUUGGAACUAGGCGAUACUUCCGAUGAGAUCAUAACCAGUCUAGAAACAUCAUUCAAGAAUUUUUUGAGUCAUGCACAAGAAAUUAAGGCUCGUUAUGCUGCUAUGCCAGAAGUUCGAACUAGAUUCAUUAUCGGGACAGAGAUCGAGAGCUGUGACAUGGACCAUAUCAAGUACGCCAAAAGGGUGAUGACGGAGAACAGUGGCAUCCUGCAGUUUUGCGUGGGUUCGGUUCACCACGUUAACGGGAUCCCCAUUGACUUUGAUCAAGAGCAAUGGCACAAUUCGUUGCAUUCCCUCGAUGACAACUUUAGACUUUUCUUGCUGUCUUACUUCCAUUCGCAGUAUGAAAUGCUCACCAACGUCAAGCCUUUGGUCGUGGGCCAUUUCGACCUGUUCAAGUUGUUUCUACCCAGUGGCAUGCUGGUGGAUCCUAAAACGGGUCUAUGCGACAAAGAAGCCGGAGUUCCAAUUGCCUCGUUAGACGUCAUCAACCAAUGGCCGGACGUAUACGACGCAGUGGUAAGAAAUUUACAAUUUAUAGACUCCUAUGGUGGCACCAUUGAGAUCAACACAUCCGCCCUAAGGAAGGGUCUCGAGGAGCCGUAUCCUGGUAAGGCCGUUUGCGACCUGGUCAAGAAGCAUUGUGGAUCCAGAUUUGUUCUAAGCGAUGACGCACAUGGCGUGGCGCAGGUGGGCGUGUGUUACGGCAAGGUGAAGAAGUACAUAGUAGAUGUUCUGCAGCUUAAAUACCUCUACUAUCUGGAAGAGGGUGUACCACCGCAGAAAGUGCCAUCUGUAAGGAAACUACCCAUCUCGCAAUUCGUUAACGAUCCCUUUUGGGCGAAUAUUUAA